AUGUCAACCCACAAAGCCGCGGUGAUUCAUGCCCGGGACAAGCCGCUCGUUGUGGAAAAUGUCCCUCGCCCCGUAGCAUCGACUGGUGAUGCCAUUGUCCGCAUCCUGGCUGCUGAUAUUGUCCCCUACAUGAGGGAGGUCAUCACCAACCGACGCCCUUACCCGCUAUCCAUCCCCAUGACCCCCGGGAACACGGCCAUCGCGCGCAUCCAUGAAGUUGGACCCGACUGUGUCACCCUCACGCCGGGUCAGCUCGUCUUCUGCGACAUUACCAUCCGCGCGCGCGAUAACCCCGCCGUGACCAUGCUCUAUGGGAUUCACGGGGCAAUCCACCCGGCGGCGCAGAAACUCAUGGAUGGAGUCUGGCGCAAUGGAACGUACGCCGAAUACACGCGGUUCCCCCUGGAGAACUUGUAUCCGCUGGACGAGGAAGUUCUCUUGGGGCGAUUGGGAUACAGCAUCACCGACCUCUGCCUUCUGACCGCAUACCUGGUACCUUUUGGCGGGCUCGCCGAGGUGGACGUGAAACCGGGGGAGGUGGUGAUCGUGGCCCCGGCUACGGGGCGUUUUGGCGGUGGCGCGGUGGGUGCAGCCCUGGCCAUGGGGGCCACCGUCAUCGCGGCCGGGCGCAACAGGGCAGCUUUGGACAAGCUCGAACACAUCCACGGCACGCAACGACUUACAACCGUGCAAAUCACUGGCGACGAGGCCAGCGAUACCCAGUCCUUCCAGACAGCCGUCGGCCACCCCGACGGUGCCAAUGUGUACCUGGACCUUUCGCCCCCGACCAUCAAGGACUCGUCCUUAUUAGUUGCCGGCAUUCGCGCCCUGGGUUCGUUCGGUCGGUGUGUCCUCAUGGGCGGCCAUUUGGGGAAUAUUCAGCUGCCGUACGGGGAGAUCAUGUUCAAGGGCAUUCGCAUCCAGGGACGGUUCAUGUAUGAUCGUCCGCAUGUGUUCCGGCUGAUUCAGAUGGUGCGGUCUGGAUUGCUUCCGCUGGGCGAGAAGGGGGGCGUCACUCACACCGAGGAAUUUGGGUUGGAUGAGAUUGAGCGCGCAUUGGAUGCGGCAGGAAAGCUGAGUGGCUGGGGGGGACAGGUUGUGCUGAAGCCGUAG
This is a messenger RNA of Aspergillus welwitschiae, 1113 nucleotides long. RefSeq names its product putative isopropanol dehydrogenase. The record is from RefSeq and is a predicted model, not a curated record. Lineage: Eukaryota; Fungi; Ascomycota; Eurotiomycetes; Eurotiales; Aspergillaceae. The transcript has a single exon. Bases 1 to 1113 code for a protein of 370 amino acids. Gene Ontology annotation, cellular component: mitochondrion. Gene Ontology annotation, molecular function: oxidoreductase activity.